GGAGAAAGAUGAGACCACACAGCAGAAGCUAGGGCUUGACCAGCUUCUCUCCCAUGUCUCCACACCAGUCCAAGCCGAUUCACAUGCAUUUGUUCUGUUGCAUGUAAGCUUCCUCCUCUCCAGCAGUCCUGCCCCUCUCUCACCUUCUCUCUCUCUCUAUCUCUUCCUCCAAUCUGAUCUCCAUUGCUCCUCUUCCUUCCAAGCUAGCAGCUCAGCUGAUCUCCAUGGCGGCAAUGGCCAGCUCAGGAGCAGCCAUUGCUGUGUUCUUGGCACUGCUGCUGGUGCUCAGUGGCACCGAGGCCAAGUUCCUGUCCAACAACAUCACUGUGGUUGGCUCUGUCUACUGUGACGCCUGCUCCAACAAUACCUUCUCCAAGCACAGCUUCUUCUUGAAGGGAGCCAGGGUGCUGAUCCAGUGCAACUUCAAGGUGAACUCCAGCAUGGCCGAGGAGCUCUCCCUGGAGGCCGAGCGCACCACGGACCAGCACGGCGUGUACAAGCUCGACGUGCCGGCCGCCGACGGCUUCGAGUGCCGGGAGGGCCACGACCUCCGGUCGGCGUGCCGCGCCACGCUCGUCCGGAGCUCCUCCGCCGCCUGCAACGUCCCCGGACUCCGGGGCUCCACGCAGCACAUCGCCCUCCGCUCCCGCGCCACCAACGCCUGCUUCCUCAACCUCAACGCGCUCAACUUCCGCCCCGCCAACCGGGACGGCGCCCUCUGCCACGGCGCCGGCGCCGGAGCCGGCGGCGCGUUCGGCUCGUCACUCUUCUUCUGGCCGUUCUUGCCACUCUUCUGGCCGCCGUUCCGGCUCCCAUUCCCAGCCUCGCCGGGCGGCGCCGGCGGGACGGUGUCGUUCCCGUGGCCGUUCCCCGUGCCGGACUGGCUGGUGCCGUUCCUUCGGCCGCCAUUCUUGCCGUUCCCGCUGUACCAGCCGGCGCCGGUGACGUCGGCGCCGCCGCCGUUCUACCGCUUCCCGCCUUCCCAAGAAGCAGCGUCAUCUCAACCUUAGACCUGCCAAAUCCAAAACUUGCCAAGACAUGAGAUUUUAAGCGUUCUUGCCAAGAUUAAUCCUAGAAUUCUUCAUGUUUAGUAGCAAGAGAGGUUGCACUGUGUGACAUUGUAGCCUAGGUGAUGAUCUCUGCAUCACUCGUGUAAUUGGUCUUGCCACAGUAUUCAUUGAGCUGAUGAAUAUCUGGACGUGGUAAUUGUAGUGGUACCUCCUUUUUAGUAAUUAUUCAGUAGAUUGUGUUAUAUGUUUCACCGCUGAAGUUAGUUUUUGCAUUAUUUACACUGAUCAAUAAUAUUCCAGCUGCUUAACUACACUAUGCAGACUUAACCUACUAUUGGUAAU
Molecule: messenger RNA, 1352 nt
Organism: Oryza brachyantha (malo sina)
Lineage: Eukaryota; Viridiplantae; Streptophyta; Magnoliopsida; Poales; Poaceae
Exons: 2
Coding region: 225-1010 (261 amino acids)
Source: RefSeq, a predicted model, not a curated record